Gossypium arboreum is the source of this 2004-nucleotide messenger RNA. Its product is annotated as kinetochore protein NUF2 homolog. Lineage: Eukaryota; Viridiplantae; Streptophyta; Magnoliopsida; Malvales; Malvaceae. Gene Ontology annotation, cellular component: Ndc80 complex; kinetochore. Gene Ontology annotation, biological process: attachment of mitotic spindle microtubules to kinetochore; meiotic chromosome segregation; mitotic spindle organization. The record is from RefSeq and is a predicted model, not a curated record. The transcript has 11 exons. Gene Ontology annotation, molecular function: protein-containing complex binding. The coding region runs from base 434 to 1783 and encodes 449 amino acids.
UAUAAAAAAUUUUGAGCAGCAACGCGCCAACCCACACAUUUUCAAAAAAAAUACCAAAAAUGAAAAACAAAAACAACACGGUUUAAUUCCAUUUCCUUUCUUCUCCAACCAGUCCACAGUCUAAGCCAAGCCUAAGUCCGAAUUUGAAUCCCAUCAGUUUCUCAUCAACCAAACAGAAAAUUUCAGUCCAAAAUUCGAAUUUUCGGUUUCUAAAUUAAAAUAGCAAGGGAGUGAGGGAUGGAGACUGAUAGCGACAACGAGAUACUGUUUUUUGUUUGAUUUAGCAAAGGAUGUCAGCGGCAGUGUGUGGGAGCAAGAGAUCGUUCUUACUCACCGUUUAGUUCACCUUGUUUUAUUUAUUUUUUCCAGUUUUUAUUUUGUCCUCUACCCUUCACUUUCUCGGCAACCAACCACUCGAAUUCGAACCCAGGAAAUGUCGUCUUUCGAUUACCCUAUACUCUCACGUAGUGACAUAAUUUCAAUUCUGGCGGAGUCACAGAUCGCAGCCGUCACUGACAACGAUUUCAAGAAUAUCAAACCCGACUUCGUCUCUAAUCUUUACACGCGCCUCCUUAUCUACCUCGACGCUCUCAACGAGGAAGACCAAGGGCAAGUUGAGUUUUCAGCAUUGGAGCAAAUUGAGAACCCGGAUCUUCUAAUCGGGUCAUUCCAGGUUAUGAAUUUGUAUUGCAGGUUACGAGAGGUGAUGGCUUCUCUUAAUUGUCCGAUGCAAUUUAACCUUAGGGAUUUGAUCAAACCUGAUCCGCGUCGGACCGAGCAUUUCCUCAGCGGAAUCCUCAAUUUUUGUCUUUAUAAAGAAACAAAAAUGAAUCUUCUAAGACCAAUUGUAGAGGAACUGGCCCUUCUAGAUGAUCAACGGAAGGAGUGGGAGGCUAAGAUUUCUCAGUUGAAUGAGGAGAUUGCAGGUUACAGUGAAGCAAGAGAAAGGGAGUUUCCACUAGUUCAAGAGAUAGAAUCAAAAGUUAAAGAAUUGCGUGAGAUGAUUGCUGGCCUCAACAGUAACCAGAUGUCACUGAGAACUUCUUUUCGGAAUUUGAAGGAGAAGACUGGGCAAAUGGAUGAGAAGAUUUCUAAGGCUGAGUUUGACCUGGUUCAAAGUGUCCAAGAAAAUGCAAAUCUGCGAUCAAAAAUAGUUCAGUCACCAGAUAAACUACAGAGAGCUUUAGAGGAGAAGAAAUUAUCUCGAGAUGAGGCAAAGUAUGCUGAGAGGUCGGCUAUGCAGUCUUUUCAGGAGAAAACUGCCACUGUUGAGGUCUACAGCAAGGCUCUAAAGAAAAUGUCGAAGCACUUUGCCUUGAUGCAAGCUAUACAUGAACAGGUGAACUCUGCAAAAUCAGUUGAAAAAGAAUGCAAGGGUUUGAAAGCUAAGCUAAGUGAUGAUGUUGUGUUAGACAAGUCACUUGAAGCUAAACUGAUUGAACGGCAAGGAAAAGUUGGACAAUUGGAAGAACACAAAAGGCAGUUACAAAAAGAAAGAGAUCUCAAGUUUGAGGAAUCUACCAAACAUUUGAACAGUGUGAAGUCGGAGGUGUUGUCUAAGCGGUGUGAGCUGGAAGCAAGGCAGAAGAAGGUUGAAGAUGUGGUAGCAGAGGUGGACUCCAUCACAUUAAAGACCAGUAUGGUAAGAGAAUCUGGAGCUGCUAAAGUUCAGCAAUUGAUUAGUAAGUGUGAAGAGAUUGUAAAACAGUUUCAACAAUAUUCAUCCUCUAUCGGGGUCCUCUUGCCAGUGGAUGGGAAUGGAACAAAGACAACAUUUGAUUGAGUAGCUAUAACCAGCCUUCAACUUUAAUUUCAGGAAGCCACUCGAUUGUGUGUAAGUUGUUAUUAGUGCGUAGCAGUAAUAUAUAUUGAUUUGGUCUCCUAUUGCUACUAAUUUCUUAUGGACUUCCCAUUUCUGUAUGACGAGGCUUGUAAGCAAGUUCAAUUUAUAGUGUGUACCCAAAAAACAAUUCUAAUAUCAACUUUUUAUGGUGUUCCGUAGAA